AUGUCGUCGUCUAGUCAGUCAACCACCAAUCAUAUGUUUCAUGGAAUGCAGUAUUCCACGAUAAAUGGCGGAGAGUUCUACAACGUCGGCCAUGACCUUGUUCGAAAUUUUCAUACUACGGCCGCCAACCCACAGAGAACUCUAUGGGACGCAAUCGCUGGCGUUGGAGCUUCCUACAAUUCCGCCUUGCAGUUUGAUCGUGGCAGCUGUCUCCCUGGCACCCGAGAAGCAGUUCUACGAGAUAUCCAUGAAUGGAGUUCCUCUGAAAGUGAUUCCUCCAAACCCGUAUGCUGGCUUUCAGGAACUGCAGGUGUAGGAAAGUCGGCCAUUGCGCUGACAGUUGCCAAAUCAUGUGCCGAAAACAAUCGCCUCGCAGCCUCUUUUUUCUUCUUCAGAUCCGACCCCAAGCGCAACAACCCAUCCUCCCUCAUGCUGACAAUCGCGCACGGUCUCGUUACCACGAUACCAUCGCUGCGCCCUAUCAUUGAACAAAAGAUUGCCACUGAUCCCAGGAUCUUGGAAGCCAAUUUGGACGAUCAAUUCAGAGAACUUGUUGUCUUACCGUUAUUGAAUGUCUCCCCGUCAUUGAUUGUCCACCCGUCAUUGAACAGCUCACCAUCAUCGAAAAGGAGAUCCUGCAUACCGAGAUGGGGGCAAAGAUGGCGGAGACACAGGCCAGAACAACCAUUACCUCAGCGUGUGCCCCAGUCGGUGCAACAACCAGAGUCGUUACCUCAGGCGCCGGCUCAGAAAGAUCCCAAUCUCGUCAUUAUUGACGGCCUGGACGAGUGCAAGGACAGCGACACCCAGCUGCGAAUUAUCUCCAUACUAACAUCUGCCUAUCAACAUUCCCCUCGUUUCCCGCUGCGACUUCUGAUCUGUAGCUGUCCUGAAUCAUGGAUUCGAGAGGCCUUUGAUCUUCCAAAGUAUUGUAUCCUCACUAAACACAUAAAGUUGGAUGAUUCUUAUGUGCCAAAUCAAGAUAUCGAACGGUACUUUCGCAGUGAGUUCACCAGCAUUCACACAAACAUUAAAUACAAACGGGUCGAAUUUCCCAACCCAUGGCCUUCCAAAGCUGACAUAGAGUGUUUGGUUGACAAUGCUUCAGCCCAAUUCAUUUAUGCGAUCACUGCGAUGAAGUUUGUGAAAGCGGAAUAUUCAUCCCCUAGCAAACAACUUUGCAUAGUUCUCGAUAGUCGAUCUAACCGAAUCUCUCCAAAAUCUCCGUUCCCUGAGCUUGACAACCUCUAUCAUAUAAUACUUUCCACCCAUCCUGAACAAGCCAUACUUCUCUCUAUCCUCAGUGCAAUUCUUCUGCUGCCAGAGAGAUUUAGGAAUCCGAAGUUUAUCGAAAUAUUGCUUGGAUUCUCCCCUGGAGAAGUAGACCUGUCGUUGCGAGGAAUGCACUCAGUACUCGACAUUCGGGGUGCGACGGACGAUAUUCGGGUUUACCACACUUCCUUCACCGAUUACCUCUGCACCAAGUCUCGAUCUGCCGAGUUCUACAUUAACGAGCCUCGGCAACGUGACUUCCUUGCUUGUCGAUGGCUCAUGGCUCUUGGUGAACUCUGCAAGGCUCAGGAAAAGAGCUUCCAUUCCUGGGUUUUCAGAACCUUCUUGGGAGGAUGGGGCGACUUUUGCUCCUCCGUGAAACAGCCGAGCAAGCAAUUGCUAUAUGAACUUGGAUCUCUUGAUCUGCUCAGCCUCGUCGUUGCUACCGGUGUCAGUCUGCAAGUUGGAAUUAGCCCGACGCGUGAGUCAUGGCAUCGGUGGGCCACAUUAUUCCGUUCCUUUCGAACCGUCGCUUCCUGGUUGGAUCAAAAGGGUGUUGACCUGGAAAUUAUUGAACGCUUCGUAAACGUCCAGGAUCGUAUCCAGGUGAACCCCUCACUGGAUGAAGAAAUUCGAAGUCACCUUGAAAGCUGGGUGGUCUUCAAUGUCACUCGUUGUGAGUCGAGAUGUCCAUUGACAGACCGUGUCGAAGCCUCAGUGGCUAAAUUGCUCGGCGGUGCAUGGAAUAGCGAGCCUUCCUCAGGUCCUCUUUCAUUAGCUGGGCCUACUAGUACUCCAGGCACCAGCAUCGAUAUUCCAUCUGGUUGCUUUCGGACUGUGAAGUGCUUAUGUUAUGACCUACAAACCUCAAUGGCGAGAUAUCAAAAUUCGAAAGCAGAAUCGGACAUUUCGGAAAUACGGUGGACUGUUCGCAAUCUACUGGAUUCAACGCUACUGGAAUCCUGCGUACCCCAACCUGAACUUCUCUCUAUACUCGAUACAAUCUCUGACGUGGUGAAGAUGUAUUACGAAAUCAGUCGAAGGCGGUUUCUCAUAUUUCGGAGCCGUCGAGAUAAGCUACUUUCAUGGUGCGAGUCCUUCCCAGAUGGUUAUGCCGAAUGUACAGAUCUCGUCAAAAACCAAAUCUUCCCUCUUAUCGAUUUCGGAAUGUAG
Molecule: messenger RNA, 2445 nt
Organism: Marasmius oreades (fairy-ring Marasmius)
Lineage: Eukaryota; Fungi; Basidiomycota; Agaricomycetes; Agaricales; Marasmiaceae
Exons: 5
Coding region: 1-2445 (814 amino acids)
Source: RefSeq, a predicted model, not a curated record